CAUGACUGAUCUAAAGCCACUCGACGGUUUAAGCUCUUAUCAGCCAUGACCGGGAAUUGGAGCAAUGUUGGCUCUCAAAUCGAUGCGGGUGCCUUCUUUGGCAACAGAGCACGCGACAAGCUUUCAGGAAUUGCCAUCAGAAAUCCUCGAUCUUAUUGCUGAUCAGCUGUAUGAUGCUGGUUUUGGCCUUGCUGAUGGGCUCAUGGCCUUUUCGCUCGUGUCCCAUCUUUGUCGUCUAUCAGCACUACCCUUCUUGUUCAGCAACAUCAGUCACGUAGUAAGGGACAGGCUGGAUCAGCAAGAGCAUGGGACACUCGGUCGUUUUCUAAAUCAUCCUCAUCUUCUUCGCCACGCCAAAGAGCUACAUGUUGUACGCCCAGCAGAGCUUCGCGGAUUCGUCCCCUCCUUGGACGAUGCCAGUGCACGGCGCCUCGCCCAGGAGCAUAGGUCAGCCGAUCUCCAAGUUAUCAAAAAGGGCCUGCCUUUAAUGCCUCGCCUCCGUCGCAUCAGAUUAGACUGUUCGGCUGCAGUUGCACUCGAGAUUCUCAAGCUGUUACCAGCAAAUGCUAUCUACGAGAUAAUCUUGGACCACAUCUAUACUUCAUCGCAUUGGCCCACGUUGAUCGAAGCAACCACAGAAUUGGCGACAUUCGGAAGUAAACACCGACUUGCAUUGGGUGCUUUUGGGUUGUCCCCAUCACAACACGCUUCGAUUGGCCAAGCGACAUACGACGCAAUAUCAAAAGCAGCUGCAGUGGAUUUGCACAUGGCUUGGCUUCUCAAGGAUAAUCGGGUGCCUCAGGGCUCUAGUGUUGCAAGAGGUCCUUGCAUCGCCGAAACACCCUCCUGGACAGAGUUGCGGCUUUUGAUCAGGCGUGCUUGCGGAACAACCACUUAUUCGAUACGAGACCUUGACCUGGAGAUAGUGCCGUGGACGAAUCUUCGAAGGCUUUCGAUCCUCUGGGAGUACGCAAUGCCGAUGAAUCAAUUCAUAUUUGAUGUUGCGCCGAGGCUCAUCAAUUUGGAGGCACUGCGGCUGCGUGCUGACCAUCAGAGGCUCUAUCACCCUGCUUGCAAAUACGAUGUUCCGACAACUGGCCUAUUUGCAGAUACACCGAUCGUGCCUCCUUUCGAGAUUGAUUACACGCAAAUGCGGGAGCUUCGGGAACUUGAGAUUGAUGGAAUAUGCAAUCAUAUUCCCAUCGGGGCGUUGCUUGGGCCUAAGCUCCGGAGUUUGCGUCUGCACCGUGAAGACACUCUGUGGUCGGUUUACAGUCCCGAGAGCCAGAGAACUCCUGGUGAUAUCUCGUCCGCGACCAAGAUCUGCCCCGACUUGGAGCGGCUUGAGUUGGACAUAGGAUACAUUGAGAAUCUCUGGCAUCCGACUGCAAUACCUGGAGUGGACGUGGAUGUGGAGCAAUAUUCCUUCUUGAAUGCCAUUUCCAAGUUCAGACGAUUACGACACCUCCGUCUGUUUCCUCCCUUUGUCCCCAAGGACUCCCCCCGUUUCAGUCGGAGUGUACCACACUGUGUUCCCGUCUCUGAUGAUCAGGCCAUCAGAGUAUUCGAACACCUGCGACAGGAGUGUCCGUCAUUGCAAACACUUUCGAUUGCCGCUAUUCCGUCUUUCGUGAUGAUUGAUACCAUGUGUUGGGUGGUGAAACGUCGAGGCGAGAAAACCAUCUUGACCACGAAACAUCGAGAGAGGAAUUACCAGCAUCGACAGAUAUGGGUUGGACAGCGAAGAAUUACCAGUGAGAUCAAACGAUUCAGCGCCCCACCCAGAUAUCUCCCUGACUCAGAGGGUUGGAUGUUGACCCGCAAUGAUAUGCAUGACAUCCGUUGACGGCUCUCCAUACGUGUGCGAAAUGGACGUUGUCGCCAAGUUUAUUGUCUUCCACGACCAGAGCAACCACAAAUAAAAGUGAACGAUACCCACAGACUUCUUGGGCCUCAAACCAUGACUAUGAGGAAUGCCGGGGUAUGACGCCUGGAUCUUGGGGGUUGCAGUAUCUCGUAUUGAGCACCAAGGAACGCGGUGGCCGCUUGAUAUUGGUCGACCUCGCUCGUGCCGACUGUCCAGGCCGGAGUGAAGAUUCUAUUCAACACUUGACCGAAAUCUCUUGCAGUGCCAAGAUAUGGUCUCAAUCCGUGUUACAACUUCCGGAUCUUGCUGAUGAUGGAACGGAAACUUCCCCUGUGCACGUUCAUACUGGCCGCUCUUGAUUGGUGCAAACCACCCCGGGCGUCUGUGACGGAUAUUUAGACGAGGAUUCGUUGCCCAACUAUAAAGAACGUCCAUCCAGCACCCCGUCAAUCUCGACUCUUUCAUGCUCUAUUUCCUUGUCCUUCAAUAAUCCGAAUCAUUUGAAGGGCAAAUCAAUUCGUUUCCAGUGGUGUUUGCAAAUAUGCCAUCAUCGAUGUGUACACCACUUGUGCUGCUCUUUCUAACCGUCUCGGCGGUGGCUCUUCCACCUCAACCACAGACAUACCUUGCCAGUCAAGUCAAUCUAUCUGGAUGGGCCGCAGACGUCAAACCACCCUCGAUCAACCAUAAUAUGCACUCAGACGAAGCGCUGCCGGUUCCUGAGGAUGUUCGGAGCGUGGCUUCGGAUACAACAAGCGAGCUGCCAUCAGCACCGACGAGUCUACUCGCGCUAUUAGAGAACGACCAGUGAACGAGGCGUUCCAUUGUGAGAUCCUCAUUCUACUUCGACGACAGAGCUGCGCCCCCUCAUAGGGUACCGAUCUCUUCUGCCACUGGAUCGUAUCGGCAGCCUAUGUCCACUCACAAAAUCAUUCCGUGGGCGAACCUACUUUUGCUAGCUGGUGUAUCGGCAAUGUACGAAGUAUAGCUCACAACAUUGACGCACAAGUUUAUCGCUCUUGUGUCCACGGUGAGUGUGGGCCAAACACUACGCUCCAUCCAAUACUUGGCACCUCCUGAUUGUGACGUGCGACUGUCUCGACUGGGUACUAUCAUCUGAAGCGGCAGAUAACAGAGCUACGGAUUACUUUGGAUUGAAAUAUGGCUAUACAACGGAGUGGACAUGCUCGUCUCACAAAGAUUAUUUGCUUUACUCCUUGAGGAGGUGACUGCAUCGAACCUGAGUAUCAGAAACUUCAAGCCACUGGUUGGCUGGAGUCUGCCGUAAAGACGAAUUGAGUGAGCAAUGGUGAAGCACACAUCAAGGGACGACUCCUUCAUACUUGUGCUAUCCAUUGUGAGCUCAUGUUCACAUUGGGGAGAUCAACGAGUCUAUUCCAUACGUUGCAAAAGUCAUGAGGCUGAGGCUGAUAUCCCGACUACAUGUCUCCACCAUAUCAUUUUCUG
Messenger RNA from Exophiala xenobiotica, 3334 nucleotides. RefSeq lists its product as uncharacterized. The transcript has a single exon. The record is from RefSeq and is a predicted model, not a curated record. NCBI's taxonomy places the organism in Eukaryota, Fungi, Ascomycota, Eurotiomycetes, Chaetothyriales, Herpotrichiellaceae. The coding region runs from base 65 to 1846 and encodes 593 amino acids.